UUCGCAGGCCGCCGCAACCAACAGCGGAAGGCAUUCUUCCCCUCUCCCCUGAAUCAUCAAAAAGAAAAGAAACGAGACCUUCCUCUCGAGACGAACCCUAGAUCCGUUCUGACCUUCCGUCUGCUUCCUGUUCCGUACGACAUGGCAGCUCGUCGGCGUCUUCAUCCGCCACCCGGUGCGGAGCUCUCCCGCUCUCACCCUCGCUGGGUGAUGCUAGAUCGCUUCGUCCACUACAAGGCGUACGCGGGUGAGGCUGUUGCGGAGGAGGUAAUGGACGGCACGCAAUCGGCGAUCUCCUCUACCUGCACCAACAUAAGCAUCGCCGUCUCUCUCAGGGUUGCUGAACCGCCCGCUGUGUCCCGUCUCUACCUCCACUGGCCCGAGCGAUUCAUGACGGCGUCGUUGAGCCAGUCUCCUUGUCUCAUGCGACUCCCGCCUUGCUUCGAUGGUGGGGACAAGAACCCGGACGUGGAUUUGUACUUCCACCCGUACCGUCUCCAGCAGCUGCGAUCUAUGUGGCGUGAUGACAUUGGCCUCCUUUGCCGUGGCAAGGGGGAGUUCGUGGUGGCGCAGCUCACAUUUGGCGGCCAGCUCUGCGUGCUACACCAUAAACCUGGGGAGGAGCAGGGCGACAUGAAUUGGAGCGUCGAAAAUAUGCCCUUACCUGACGGCGAUGACAUCCCAAACCUGCUGUGUGGUUCGUGGCAAACGGACGCCGUCGUCCCCUAUGGUGAUUGUUACCUGUGCUGGGCGGAUUGCUACCUGGGCUUGCUUUUUGUCGGUGUCAUUGACAAGCGGACGAAGCCCCCGUGCUACGUCCCCUUACCUGAUGGUCUGGAUUCCAAUCGUCUGUGCAUUGACCCAGGGUAUCCUGACCCGGCCCGUCGUGUCUGUGUCUCUGAGUCCAGCAUGAUUAACCUCAUAUGUGUUGGUGAUCAUGCUGGCUGCAGUGUGUGUGCCAGUUCUUAUUCUGCUUUCACUAUCACAGUAUGGACUUUGACCAACUUAAGGGAAAAGAAAUGGAUGAAAUGUUUCACCAUGGAAGACAGCAAGUUCUGGGCUGCUCUUGAUUUUGACAAGCGUCUUCCGCAUGUGCUACCAGAGUUCCCUACCAUCAGCUUGGUUAAGCCUGAUGUUGUUUACUUCCGGUUGAAUGGUGGUAAUAAAUUUUUCUGGCUGAUUGAGAUUGACAUGAAGAAGGAAGUGCUGGGGUCAACCAGUCUCUACAUCUUUGAAGAAGAAGAAGAAGAAGAAGAAGAAGAAGAGAAAUGCUCCAUUGACAUGGCCCACUGGAGAUCAUUUCCUGGCUACUCCUUUGUUCCCAGCCCAUUCACCCGAUACUUGGACCAGCAUGCCAUCAGAAGUCUGGAACUCAGCGAGAAGUUACAGAAUAUAAGACUUGAGCAAGCUAAAGAAAAGAGAUUUGUUGAAGAGUGAAGAGCUUAUGCUAGGAAUUGUUCAGCAGAUAUAAGAAACCAGGAAUACUUUUUAGUAUUGGUUUGUCUUGUCUUAAUUUUUUAUUCUGGGUGCAUUGGAAAAGCUUACCUUUCCGGUGUACUUUGGACCAAUUGAUGUAUUUUAUAUAACAGGAUUUCCUCUUUAUAACUAGUAACCAGGUUUACAUCCUUAA
This is a messenger RNA of Triticum dicoccoides, 1630 nucleotides long. RefSeq lists its product as uncharacterized. The record is from RefSeq and is a predicted model, not a curated record. The coding region runs from base 142 to 1437 and encodes 431 amino acids. Lineage: Eukaryota; Viridiplantae; Streptophyta; Magnoliopsida; Poales; Poaceae. The transcript is spliced from 3 exons.